Phialemonium atrogriseum is the source of this 1049-nucleotide messenger RNA. RefSeq lists its product as uncharacterized. The record is from RefSeq and is a predicted model, not a curated record. Lineage: Eukaryota; Fungi; Ascomycota; Sordariomycetes; Cephalothecales; Cephalothecaceae. The transcript has a single exon. Bases 399 to 734 code for a protein of 111 amino acids.
CGGGCACCGAAUUUUGAAGCAACCUUGAGCUACGGCCCCGAACUUUAAAGGCGCCUGUCUCAAUUUUACAUAAAUAGGUCUCUUUCUCCAGCUUCAACUCAUUUUCUCACCUCGACACAACAUAUUUUUUUUCAGCAUCAACCCUACGGGUGACUUCACAGACUACUAUUCUGCGCAAACCAACAUUACCUAGACUGGUGGAUUGAGCAAGCCUACGAAGCGAAGCCUCGCCAUCCAGCAUAUUUAACCACAAUUCUUCGCAACCUCCCGAGAGGACGUGAGUGUUCGCCUUCGCUGGCCCACGUCUGAAAUCGAAAUCUGCUACAGACACACGCACAAUACUUGCCGAUCGGAGUACGGGAAUAUCGCCAUAUUGAUUCGUCAUCAACUCCCACAUUAUGGGUGCACUCUACAUUUUCGCGUCAGUGGGCUACAUAAUCUGGAUGGUGUUAUUCCUCCACAACCCAGACGGAAUUGGGCCACCUGCAGAAGCCCCGGCAAACCUCAACCUCGUUGCUCGCGUCGCCUACUACGCCCUCCAUCCUCGCUGCGGUGAUUGGUUUCUCGUCAACGUCAUUGCCCAACUCGUGGUUAAGGGAUGUGAGCUUCUUGAAGAGCGCAGAUGGCCAAGCUUUUCCUGGGGUUAUUGUCUCGGCAGCAUUGCAUUCCUGUGGUCCAUAUCUACCGCAUCGACCAGGCUCGACGCAUACCGGUUUGGAAGGCCCGCUUACUGACUACCUAGAGGAGUAAUGGUAUGGCAAGGUGAAGGAGAAAGAGCGAUUCCGGGCUUCGGGUUAGGUAGGACAGUCGGAUUUACUCGGUGGGAAGUAAUUAGGCCUUGGCACGGUGCCAGCCGAGACUCCUCUGCAAUUGCCGCUGGAAGGGGUAAAAAGGUACGGCACGUGCGAGGUCACGUGGAAGGGGUUAUGACAGCCGGAACGGCUUUCAAGGUUAGGUAGGGAAAACAACAAGCAGGCAAUCACCUACUUUUUCGAAUAUACGGUCUGCAACGGCCCUCACUUCUCUCCAGGGCCGCAGAUCAAUCAGCU